AUGGGCGAGACCUGCAUCUGGACUGCACUCGUCGUGAGUUUCCAGCUGAACAACUCCGGAAAAAACGUUUUGCGCUUUCAGUUCCCAGAGACCCUGCCGGCACCGCUGUCAGACUGUCUGCAGAUCACUCCAUCUGUGGGGCAUAUACUGCCUGGCAUGAAGAAGUCGAUCAGCUUUACGUACCGGCCAACCGAGAGCAUGCAGGCAGACGUGCCUUUGCCAGUCCAGGUCGCUGGCAUCACUCCAGAUGGCGAUGUCCAGGACCAGGGCGACUGGGAUGACACCCGCAUGGAGGAAGUGGAGGGAGAGGAGCCUGCCCCGGUCUCCGAGCCUGCGCAUGCUGUGGUGGAAGGCACAGCUCGCGAAAUGCCACUGAGGAUCCUGGCGGCGGCGGACCAGAUGGCCUACGAGUGCGGGACCGAGCGGAUCCACUUCAGCCCGACCGUCCUCUUCCAGACCCGGCUGCAUCGCUUCACGGUAGCAAACCCUUCGAAGAUUGCGCUUCCGUACAACUGGCGAAUCCUUCCAGCGACUGGUGCUGACGCCUCGGCUGGGUCGCAAGCCUAUGCCAUCACACCCGUACGAGGUACGAUCGCAGCGGGCAGCACGCAGGAGUUCCAGAUUCGGUUUGCGCCGAAGGAGGUCCACGACUUCGCCGGGAUUCUGGACAGUCGCAUGCCAAUCGAGGAUCCGCUGCGCAUCCGCUUGCAAGCUUCCGCUCUGCGGCCCUGGUGCCACUUCGAGGUCCCCAUCAGCGACUACAGAUCACGUCGUCAAGCCGAGACGCCUCUGGAUCCGAAGUACCAGGUCAUUGAGUUCGAGUCCCUGGGCACGCGGGUACGGAACACCAAGCGGUUUUAUGUCCUGAACCCCACCUCCGACACCUACGAGUUCCAUUGGAUGCCCGAAGAGUCUGACAAAAGGGAGACUGAGGACCCCUUCCGCUGCCUCACGAAGCGGGGCACCAUCCUCCCCGGUAAGAAGUACGAGAUGCUGUUCGAGUACCUGCCAGCAGACACCGAGAUCCACGAGUCGCGGUGGCUCUUCUCAGUGCCUGGCAAGCAGGCCUCCCAGGCCUUCGUGCUGGUGGGAACGGUGAAGGAACCUCGGAUGGGAUUGGAUCGCCCUUGCAUCAAGUUCAACCGUCUUCUGCUCGGUGGCAAAGCGAUAGAAAAAGUUUGCAUCGUCAACAAGGAGCAUUUGCCAUUCAGCUUUGCCUUCGACCAUAAGAGCUACGAAGCGGAUGGGCCAGCGGCUAUCUCCCUGUCCCCGGACUCCGGCGUUGUUGGCCCCGGUGCGUCCUUCCCGAUCGAAGUGAAGUUCUCCCCGAACGAGGAGCGCUUCUUCAAUUACAACGUGGUGUGCAACAUCAAGCGCAAGGAGAAGCCCCUCCUCCUGAACAUCAAAGGAGAAGGCUACAAAAUCCACACGAAGCUGGUUCUGGAGGAAGCAGAUCGAGAAGGCAGAGUUCUGCACCCUGGGGUCAAGGAACUUCUGGACUUCGGCGAUAUGCAGGUGCAGGAGAGGCAAAGCUUCACUUUGAAGCUCAGCAGCCCGACCUUCGAGCGAGAUCACGCGGCAGCGGCCGAAGCAGCAGAUGAGCAAGUUGCCGUGAGCUACGACUUCAUUUGGCAACUGCGUAGUGCGACGGGACGGCUGAUGACCCCACAGGCGGAGGGGCCCCCCUACCUGACGAUUACUCCAGUGCACGGGGUCAUCACCAUCGAGUACUCGCCUACCGAUGCACACAAGUUGGAUGGGGCCUCCCUGCGAAUGCUGAUCCCCUCAGGUCCUGACGAUGCCAGCUACACGCUGGGCUUGGCCGGCCGUGCCUACAGGCCGAUGCUGGACUUCUCCACGCAGAACCACGACUUCGGGCCCUGCUUCGUCAAGCGAACCGCAGCUAGCGCCGGCGAGCCCUCCCAAGGGAAAACGCCUCUGGAGCGGUUGGACCUCACCGUCACCAAUCGAGGCAUGACGGACUGUUGGCUCUCCACGACCUUCCAGCGAACGAGCUAUCUGGACGUGCAGCUGCCGGCCUCCAUGGUGGAAGCUGGGUCGUCCCUUGUGGUGCCAAUCAUCUUUACCCCGAAGGACUAUGUCGAUUAUCGAGAGUGUAUUGAGUUCGUCGUGAACGACUGCACCAAGUACUACGUAAACCUUCGAGGUCAGGGUUGCCCGCUCCAGCUGGAAGCUGCUUCCUUGGCGAUGCAAAAUGUGGACUUCGGUGUGGCUGUUGGCAAUACCGGUGUCAGCCGCAGCUUGCGGGUGGUAAAUCGCUCGGUGCGGCCCGUGGAGUUCUCUUUUCAAGAUGCGGAUGGCAAACUGGCCGAGAAGUGCGUCUCCUGGUCCCCGACAAUGCCCGUGAAGCUGAGGCCGAAAGAGCAGACGUCCUUCGAGCUACGCUACAAGCCGUCUUUCCCAAUGCCGGUCUUCAAGCUGCCCCUGGUAGCCAGCUGCAACUUCGGCAUCGACAUGCAGAUUUGUCACGUCACUGGUAGCUGCCAUGCUGCUGAAGUGCGCUUGUCUGAGCAUUCCCUCCUCUUUGGCGACGUCGUCUUCGGCGCUACAAGUACCAAGCGUGUUCAUCUCCACAACUUCGGAGACUUGGGUGUGAAGUUCCGCUUCGACAUGCCCCCGAAGUUGCUGAACACCUUCUCGGUGGAGCCGUCAGAGGGCUAUGCUGCUCCCCGAGACGAUGUUCUCCUCCAGGUGAAGUUCCAUCCGCAGAGGUCUGGUGGAUCGGAUUCCCAUCCGAAGCGGCUGCGCUGCCUCCUGGAUCCGCCAUAUCAACAGGAGCCAAUCGAGCUCAUCGUUCAGGGAAAUGGCAUGGAACAGCCCGAAGACUCCGCGCUGCAACUGCAGUUCUCGGCCGAAGUGCGUGAGAGGAAAACUCAAGAGGUCACUUUCCCGCCCAGUGGGAAGAACACGAGUUCAGAGCCAUGGAAGGUCCGGCCAGUGAUCAACACAGAGAUUCCUGCGGGUGAGACGUUCUUCUCCUGUCCUGGAGAGAUCACGGUGCCGGCCGGAGGGCAGGCGACCAUCCCCAUCACCUACAGGCCCCUCACCAUGACGCGAACGGCCACAGAGGCAGAUGAAGAUACGUCGCCAGCCAAGGGCAAGAAGAAGGAUCCCGUCCCACCGAAGCACGUUGGCCGGCUCUUUGCUUCGACGCCGGACGGAAGUGCCUUCGUGUGGACGCUGGAAGGUGUCUCAAAUCCUCCCGGCCAAGACAAGAAGCUGACCGCCGAAGUGCAGUGCAAGACUCCACACGUCCAGAGCAUUCCGCUCACCAACUGGCUUCAGCAAAACCAGCGCUUCCAUGUGGAGAUUAACCUGGUGCAACCACCAGAAGCGACAGAGGAGAUCAAGCUGAAUGGCAUCGGUACUUUCGAUGUACCGGCAGGACAAGCAAAGGACUACAAGUUCAAUGUUUAUGCUUACAGAGAAGGUGCCGCCGUUGUGCGGAUUGUUUUCACCAACCCGAAGACCGAAACUUCGCGGCAGACAGUCGCAGCCAUGCUUCGGCGUGAACUUGUGAAGACCUGUCUCGCCUCUCCCUUUGCCAAGACAUGCGCAGUAGCUGACAAGGACGAAUUUGUUGGUUAUGAGAUCAGCUUCAAGUUUGUGGCGCCGAAAUCCAUCGACACUCUUCGCUUCAACACUGUUUGCCGUCAAGUGGCCACGCGAUCAAUCUCGGCCGGGGCCUUCAAGACAACACCAGCAGAAAGCUGUCAAUUGAUGCCCUGCAAGGUCAUGAACCCACUGUCUUCCGUGGCGAAGUUCAAGUGCCAGGCCACACACCAGGAUUUCCGAUUCUCGCAGAACGAGUUCUCCGCAUCUCGGCUGCGAAAGCGGCGGAUUCCAAGCAUAAGCCUUGGAGGACCAGCGAGAAGGCUUGUUCUGUUUUGCCGAACGGAGGUGGCGCCCAAUUCAGAGGCCACCGUGGACGUUCUCUUCCGGCCAGUGAUCGUGGGAUCCGGCGAGGCCAAGCUUUCGCUGAGUUCUCCUGAGCUUGGUGACUUCCCGUACACGGUGGAGUAUGCUGCCAAAGCAGCAGGUCUGGACAAGACGAUCGUGUUUAAGGCGCCCUUGGGAUCCAUGGACUCGAUACAGCCCUUCCGGUUCCUGCACUAUGCGCAGAAGGCCACAACUUUCACUGCAACCAUCGAGGCCGCACCAGGCCAGAAGUCGGUGAGUUCGGACUUCGCGCCAGAGAUCAAGGAAGUCAAAGUGGAUGCCGCGGGAGCAGAGGGCCUGGAGGCCUCGAUCAACGCCGCUGCCAGAGCAUUUUACCGCUUGGCAGACGAACGGCCGAAGGGAGCUUCACUGCUGGUCACCGAGGUCCGAUUCACACCUUCCGAGCUUGGCGAGAUUCGAGGGCUUCUGGUUCUCACUUCUCCAGACGGUGGUGAGUACAAGGCUUUGCUGAUGGGCUACGCGCAGCCCCCGCAGCCACAGGGACCUGUCGAUGUCCCCAAGGCAGGGCGUACUCUGGGCAUCUGUCCCUCUCGUCUUUUCGACGCCUACGCGAUUGAUUCUCGCGAGGGCAAGCCGACCAACGUGGAGUUUCAGAAUCCCUUCGCUGAGCCGGUGGAGUUUUCGCUCCAGGUGGACAACCCGAGCUUCCAGCUAACACAGCGCGCCGUAAAGCUGGACUCCAAAAAGACGGUCCCCAUUCCCGUGUCUUUCACGGGCGAUAAAGCGCAGGGUGGACGCCUCCUGGUCAGCGCUGGCCGGGUGAUCUUCCUCCAGGGCGUGCCGUAG
This is a messenger RNA of Symbiodinium sp. CCMP2592, 4767 nucleotides long. The record is from the annotation of a GenBank genome assembly. NCBI's taxonomy places the organism in Eukaryota, Dinophyceae, Suessiales, Symbiodiniaceae.